UGAAGCAGUUCAUGUUGCAAUGACACUCGACAAAACAUACAUCAGAGGAUCCAUGGCUGCAAUCCUUUCGGUUCUCCAACACUCUUCCUGUCCGCAAAACAUAUUCUUCCACUUUGUCUGUUCCUCCAACGCGUCUUCACUACGCGCCGCAAUCGCUAGAUCAUUUCCUUACCUCAAAUUCCAAGUCUACAACUUCAGCGAUUCCGUAGUCUCGGGUCUCAUUUCCACCUCCAUUCGUUCAGCACUUGAUUGCCCUUUAAACUAUGCACGAAGUUACUUGGCUAACCUCUUACCACUAUGCGUUCGGCGAGUGGUGUACUUGGAUUCAGACCUCAUUCUUGUCGAUGACAUAACCAAACUUGCAGCAACACCAUUAGGUGAAAACUCUGUAUUAGCAGCCCCUGAAUACUGCAACGCCAAUUUCACUUCUUAUUUCACUCCAACAUUCUGGUCCAACCCUUCUUUGUCACUCACGUUUGCAAACAGAAAGCCUUGCUAUUUCAAUACGGGGGUGAUGGUGAUCGAUCUAGAGCGGUGGCGAGCAGGGGAUUAUAAAACCAAGAUUGAGGAAUGGAUGGAGCUACAGAAGAGGAUGAGAAUCUAUGAGUUGGGUUCCUUGCCACCCUUUUUGCUUGUCUUUGCAGGGAAUGUUGCUCCCGUGGAUCAUAGGUGGAACCAGCAUGGUCUCGGGGGUGAUAACUUUCGUGGUCUAUGCAGAGAUCUGCACCCUGGUCCUGUCAGUCUGUUGCAUUGGAGUGGCAAAGGUAAACCGUGGGUUCGAUUGGAUGCUAAUAGACCGUGUCCUUUGGAUGCACUUUGGGCACCCUAUGAUCUACUACGUACUCCGUUUUCUCUUGAUUCUUGAAGAAACUUUAUUUACAAACUUGGGAUCCAUAUGUAUAUGUAGUUUGUAUACAAUUUAAGCUCUCUCUCUUGGCGCUUUCAAGUCGAAAGAAGAAGAUUGAACGGACAAUAGUACAGUUCAAUAUACACGAGAGGAAGAAGGGCUUACCUUUUUGUAGAUUCACGCCGAUUUGAAGCAAACGUAAGGCAAAACAGAU
This is a messenger RNA of Gastrolobium bilobum, 1061 nucleotides long. RefSeq names its product probable galacturonosyltransferase-like 1. The record is from RefSeq and is a predicted model, not a curated record. The coding region runs from base 20 to 865 and encodes 281 amino acids. NCBI's taxonomy places the organism in Eukaryota, Viridiplantae, Streptophyta, Magnoliopsida, Fabales, Fabaceae. The transcript has a single exon. Gene Ontology annotation, cellular component: Golgi apparatus. Gene Ontology annotation, molecular function: glycosyltransferase activity.